Messenger RNA from Prunus armeniaca (apricot), 489 nucleotides. Lineage: Eukaryota; Viridiplantae; Streptophyta; Magnoliopsida; Rosales; Rosaceae. The record is from the annotation of a GenBank genome assembly.
AUGAAGGAUCUGGACCUGCUGCACAGACAGAACAUGGCCCCUAAACUCAUACUCGAGAUGAGCCUUAGUUUGGCAAGGGAUGUGCUCAACCUUCACGACCGCUAUGAGGAUCUCAAGCCUACCUUCAAAACCUCUGAGUUCUGCAAGGCCACUCAUGAAGCGAACUUGGCUGAUUUUGCAAAGCAAAAGGCAGAACUGGACCAGAUGGUGGCGGGAUACAAGGAAGCCAAGCCCACUGCAGACAAGCUGGAGAAGCAGAUUGAAGAGCUUACAAAACAGCUGGCAGAGUGCAGGGAAGUGCAGAACAGGCUCGGGGCUGGACUAAGCUCCAAGACUAAGGCUACCUUCCUUGUGCAGAGCAUGGUUGCAGCUUCCAGGCCAGCCUUGGAGAUUGCAGAGGCUUCAAUCCAUCAAGGGAUGCUGCUUCAGAAGGAACUCUCCAUAAAGAAAGUUAACUUGCAAGAAACCCUUAGGAAGUUAGGGUUUUGA